CGUUUUCUCUUAUUAAUUAUUCAAAAUGCUUAUCAAAGUCAAGACUUUAACCGGAAAAGAGAUCGAGAUUGAUAUCGAGCCUAAUGACAAAAUCUCGCGCAUCAAGGAGCGCGUAGAAGAAAAAGAAGGUAUCCCACCGCAGCAACAACGUCUUAUUUACACCGGCAAGCAAAUGGCCGAUGAUGUGACAGCCAAGGAAUAUCAGAUUGUUGGAGGAUCAGUCUUGCAUCUUGUGUUGGCUCUUCGUGGUGGCUAUUAAACAAUAUAUCUAUAUCUAUAUAUCUAUACGUAUGCGCGCGCGCGCGUGUGUGUAUGUGUAUGUCUGAGUAUGCGUGUACGUGUGCGUAUGUGUCGUAUGUUUUGUGUUUGCGUCUGUCUAUGUGUGUACACAUAAUUACACCCACACACAUAUAUACACACAUCUGUGUGUGUAUAUAUAUAAAAUAAUAAAGAAGUAUAUAUACAUAAAAA
Molecule: messenger RNA, 471 nt
Organism: Phycomyces blakesleeanus NRRL 1555(-)
Lineage: Eukaryota; Fungi; Mucoromycota; Mucoromycetes; Mucorales; Phycomycetaceae
Exons: 4
Coding region: 26-259 (77 amino acids)
Biological process (GO): modification-dependent protein catabolic process; regulation of proteolysis; protein neddylation
Cellular component (GO): nucleus; cytoplasm
Molecular function (GO): ubiquitin protein ligase binding; protein tag activity
Source: RefSeq, a predicted model, not a curated record